AUGGCUAACAGGAGGAGGAGGAACACAGCUGGAGCUGAUGACAUAGCUCAGGUGAUCCAUCGUAUGGUGGAUGCGAUGCAGCCCAUAGCGGCGCCACCCAGAGCUGUAGUGGCACCUACCCGACCAGUAUCUAUGGAGGAUUUCAUGAAACACCGGCCGGCCAAGUUCUCUGGCAAGGCCACUCCUGAUGAGGCAGAUGCCUGGAUGCGGGAAUGUGAGAAGAUCUGUAGAGUGUUGGGGUGCACAGAUGAGCAGAGGCUGUUGUUUGUCACAUUUCUCCUUGUGGCAGACGCAGAGUAUUGGUGGCAGGGGAUGCAGCAGUUGAUGCAGACCCGUGAGGAGCAGGUGACAUGGACUAUCUUCAGGACGAGGUUCCUGGAGAAGUACUUUCCCGACAGUGCGAGGCACGAGCGGGAGGCAGAGUUCCUUACUCUUCAGCAGGGGACCAUGACUGUGGCGGCAUACAUAGAGAGGUUUAAGUAUCUGGCGCGUUUCUACACCCCAGUAGUCACCGAGGAGUGGAGGUGUAGGAAGUUCGAGGGCGGAUUAAAACAUGAGAUACGCCGUUUCAUUGUGCCGCUUCGGAUUAGAGAGUUUCCAGUUUUGGUCGAACAGGCCAAGACUGUGGAGCAGUUGGAGACCGGGUCGAGUAGUGGAGGGAAACAACAGAGGACUAUCCCAGAUGUCAGACCACAGAGGAAACCUUAUAGCAGACCGCCGACUACCUGGGGAAGGCUACAGUGUUAUAACUGUGGCGGGGAACACUUGAGGAGGGAUUGCACUAGACCUGCCAGCAGUGCAGGUGAAGGUAGUAGCACUGGUAAGUGCUACGUAUGUCAGCAGACAAGGCACUUUGCACGUCAGUGUCCUAACAGAAGACCAGCUGGCAGUGUGCCAGCUAAGAGGCCAGUAGGAGACCGACCCAGAGCACCGGGGCGUGUGUUUGCUUUGACGACGCCAGAAGCGAAACAGUCAGGUAACCUUUUAUAG
This is a messenger RNA of Vigna unguiculata (cowpea), 990 nucleotides long. The record is from RefSeq and is a predicted model, not a curated record. Lineage: Eukaryota; Viridiplantae; Streptophyta; Magnoliopsida; Fabales; Fabaceae.